AUGGCCGAGCGGCGCGGGCCGGCGGUGAGCGGCGGCGGGGAAGUUGGCGGCGGCCGGUGCCCGCGGCUGCCUCUGCUGCUGGUGUUACUCUGGGCGGCGGUGCUGCCGGCCGGGGGGCAGUCCAACGGCGAGCGGGGCAUCUCCAUCCCGGACCACGGCUACUGCCAGCCCAUCUCCAUCCCGCUCUGCACUGACAUCGCCUACAACCAGACCAUCAUGCCCAACCUGCUGGGCCACACCAACCAGGAGGACGCGGGGCUGGAGGUGCACCAGUUUUACCCGCUGGUGAAGGUGCAGUGCUCGGCCGAGCUCAAGUUCUUCCUCUGCUCCAUGUACGCGCCGGUGUGCACCGUGCUGGAGCAGGCCCUGCCGCCCUGCCGCUCCCUCUGCGAGCGGGCCCGCCAGGGCUGCGAGGCCCUCAUGAACAAGUUCGGCUUCCAGUGGCCCGACACGCUGCGCUGCGAAAAGUUCCCCGUGCACGGGGCCGGCGAGCUGUGCGUGGGGCAGAACGCCUCCGAGCGCGGCACCCCCACGCCCGCCCUGCGCCCCGAGAGCUGGACCAGCAACCCCCACCGCGGGGGCGCCGGCGGCGGCCCCGGGGGCCCGGGGCCCGGCGAGCCCCGUGGGCGCUUCACCUGCCCGCGGGCGCUGAAGGUGCCCUCCUACCUGAACUACCGCUUUCUGGGGGAGAAGGACUGCGGGGCGCCCUGCGAGCCCGGCCGCCUCUACGGGCUCAUGUACUUCGGGCCCGAGGAGCUGCGCUUCUCCCGCACUUGGAUCGGCAUCUGGUCGGUGCUCUGCUGUGCCUCCACCCUCUUCACCGUCCUCACCUACCUGGUGGAUAUGAAGCGGUUCAGCUACCCUGAGCGGCCCAUCAUCUUCCUCUCGGGCUGCUACACGGCGGUGGCCGUGGCCUACAUCGCCGGCUUCCUCCUGGAGGAGAGAGUGGUCUGCAACGAGCGCUUUGCCGAGGACGGCUCCCGCACCGUGGCGCAGGGCACGAAGCGGGAGGGUUGCACCAUCCUCUUCAUGAUGCUCUAUUUCUUUGGCAUGGCCAGCUCCAUCUGGUGGGUCAUCCUCUCCCUCACCUGGUUCCUUGCUGCCGGCAUGAAGUGGGGCCACGAGGCCAUUGAGGCCAACUCCCAGUACUUUCACCUGGCUGCUUGGGCCGUGCCGGCCAUCAAGACCAUCACCAUCCUGGCCCUGGGACAAGUGGAUGGGGACGUUCUCAGCGGUGUCUGCUUUGUGGGCAUCAACAACGUGGAUGCCCUGCGGGGCUUCGUGCUGGCCCCCUUGUUCGUCUACCUGUUCAUCGGCACCUCUUUUCUGCUGGCUGGCUUUGUGUCCCUCUUCCGGAUCCGGACCAUCAUGAAGCACGACGGCACCAAGACAGAAAAGUUGGAGAAGCUCAUGGUGAGGAUAGGCAUCUUCAGCGUCCUCUACACGGUGCCGGCCACCAUCGUCAUUGCCUGCUAUUUUUACGAGCAAGCUUUUAGGGAACAGUGGGAGAGGAGCUGGGUCACACAGAGCUGUAAGAGCUAUGCCAUUCCCUGCCCCAACAACCACAGCAGCCACCACCCGCCUAUGAGCCCUGACUUUACUGUCUUCAUGAUCAAGUAUCUCAUGACCUUAAUUGUGGGCAUCACCUCGGGCUUCUGGAUCUGGUCUGGGAAAACCCUGAACUCCUGGAGGAAGUUUUACACCAGGCUCACCAACAGCAAGCAGGGCGAGACCACUGUCUGAGACCCCUGCCUGCCGGACCAGGGGGAUGUGGGCGGCCAAAGGACCGAGGCUCUGCCUCGGGAAGCAGCUCCUUACCCAGCCUGGGCAAACUUUGGGGACCGCAAUGUCUUCCGCAGGCGACAGGGAGCGGAGGACGAGCCGGGGGGACUCUGGGGCCCGGGACCGCCCGGCUCUGCCCUCCCCGCGCUGCUCGCGUUGUCUCCUGUAGGAGCUGAACGCAUUGUCAGGUUGGGGGAGAGGGAUGUAAAUAGCCUCUGUAAGAUUUUGUAAGUAUAUUUGUAUUUAAAUUGCAAAAAACCUCACUUUUUUAAUUAUUUAGGACACUUUUAACCCGUUUGCGGAUUUUACUUCCUUACCUCCCUCCCCCCCUUUUUUAUUUAAAGAAAAAAAGGCUUUGGGUUUGUAUUUCGUAGGGCAGAAUGGGAAAAGCUGCCGGUAAGAGAAACGAAAAAAAACCCUUUCUUCUCCCCCACACAGGUUUUGUAAUGGCUUUGCUUGGAAUUUCGGCUGCAUCAGCAGCAGGGCCCGGAGCGGGGUUGCGGCCGCGGCCGGGGUCGCCUUCUGACCCGGGCUGGCUCCCGAUCCCGACUCCGAGGUGGGGAUGGGCAGGAGCGCCGCUUUCCGCCCUGGCCCCGUGUGGGGGAGGACGGACCCCAUCCCGUCUCCCUACGGGGAGGACGUGGAGCCGCCUGGCCAUGGCGCAGGGACAGCGCUGCACCGGGCCCCGGCCCCGCUGACCCCGCCGGGCCCUUCUCGGCAGAUGCGAACAUCAUCCAGCCCUGCCCGGAGCGCGGCCGGUCUGGGGCGGCUGCGGGGCCCCACACGGCUCGGGAGGAGCUGACCCCGUUCCCUGUAGGAGUUGGGGUUCAGCACCGCCUGCACCUGUAGCACGUCCGAUGGCUCAGGAGGUGGCUGGGGACAGAAAGACACCGAAAUUCCCUCCUGCUCUGGUAUUUUUUAAGCCCACUUUGCAGUCCGGGGGCGCUCCGCGGGUGCUCCCGCCGCCGCCUGCCCCGGUCCCUCCCCGCCGGGCUGCGGCCGGCUGGGGUCAGCAGGAUCAGGAAAUGCGGGCUCAGUGAAAAGAGCUCCGUCGGAAUAAAACCCAGCGUUCAGUUUGAGGCUUUUGUUGAUACACCCUCCCCUCCCCCCCAAUUAUAUUGAUACACUGGCUCUUCAUAUGGGAAACAUUGGAGCCGUUGCCAUUCUUCUGAAUUGUAAUUCAUUGAGAUUUAAUUCAUUACACAUUAUGAGGGUGUGAUGAUUUUUGCCAGUAGUAAAAACGAUGGAAGGGAAAGCAGAAAACCAUAAUGUUUAAGCACUCUGGUGAGAUGUGAGACUUGAAAGAAUCUCUGCUUUCUUUUCCCUGACUUAUUUUCGGUCCAGUAAUAACAUUGCAUACUGCAAGGAUAAGAUACCAUGUGUGCAGUAUAUCUACUACCUUGUAUGCUCCUGGAUGUGUGGGAUUGUGCUUCUAAUACAUAAAAAAAGUUAAAGAUUAAAUUGUAACUUUCGACAGAUGCAUUUGAACAUGUAGACCUCUGUAUGAAAAACAGCAGAAUGCUUCUCUCCUGAUUGUAUUGUUUUAAACUUUUUUUUAAUAUUACAAAUGCCUGUAUUUAGGUUCAUAAACAUUAUCUAUGGCUACCAUACCCUGAAAUGCAAAAUUAUUUUAAUUUGGUAUGCAUUUAUUUCUGUUCAUUAUCACAAGAUCAUCUAUAUUUAUAGAGGAAUAGAAAUUUAUAUAUAUUAAAUACCAUAUUUUUAAUUUCUCUGAAAUAAAUUGAGGUUUUGUACAAAA
Messenger RNA from Pseudopipra pipra, 3541 nucleotides. It is a transcript of the gene FZD1, whose product is annotated as frizzled class receptor 1. The transcript has a single exon. Gene Ontology annotation, biological process: non-canonical Wnt signaling pathway; canonical Wnt signaling pathway. NCBI's taxonomy places the organism in Eukaryota, Metazoa, Chordata, Aves, Passeriformes, Pipridae. Gene Ontology annotation, cellular component: plasma membrane. The record is from RefSeq and is a predicted model, not a curated record. Gene Ontology annotation, molecular function: Wnt receptor activity; Wnt-protein binding. Bases 1 to 1743 code for a protein of 580 amino acids.